CCUAAUUUAGCGGGUGUUUAUAGUUUAGCGGGUUUGCGCGGGUAAAUCAAAUGAUUUUUAAAUUGCACGUGGUUAGUCGAGGUUUCAUUAAAUUUCAUCAUUUUCAUGCGAAGCAGUUGAUUUCUAAACGGUUCUUUUCUUUUAAAACAUCGAUGGAAGGCUACACAAAGCUUCGUAUUAUUGGCACGGGUUCUUUUGGUACCGUCUGGCUCAUUCGCUCGAAAGAAAAGCGCAGAAAUUACGUUUUAAAAGAGAUUUCAUUAUCGGUUGUUGAAGAGCGACAACGCAGCUUCGUUCUGAACGAAGUAAAGGUUCUUUCUCAGCUCAGACAUAUGAACAUUAUUCGGUAUAAAGAAGCGUUUUUAAGCAACGGAUUUUUGUGUAUCUCUAUGGAAUAUGCCGAUGAAGGUCUGUGCUUUCAAGUUUGUACUAGAUUUGUACUAAAUUUUGUAGUAUAAACAGGGACGCCGGAACUGGGGGGGCAGGGGGGGCGGCUGCCCCCCUUGCCUUUUGCUAGGGGGGGCAGGGGGGGCAGAAGUGCCCUUUUAGUUGUAAAAUAAUACGUGAUAAAUCACAUUUCCAACGAUGCUUUUUGUAGGAAAAUCACGAGAUUCAGGUAAUUUAUAGUUUAUAUUUAUAAAAAUUUUGGGAAAUUUUUGGAAUUUAGAAAAAUAUUUUGAAGAAAUGGCGAAAAUUUAAGAUAUCCGGAAAAAUUUUUGGCUUCAUGGAAAAUUUUUGUAUGUCCGGAAAAAAUUUUUGACCCCUAAAAUGGCACACUGACCGAAAUUUUUUUGGCGACGGUCGCCAAAAAAUUUUGAAGUUAAAAAAAAAAUUUCAGUUAAGGUGCCCUUGGAGUGCUUCCGCCCCCCUUUGCCCUAUUAUCGUUCCGGCGUCCCUGAGUAUAAAGUACUAUUAAAAGUUUGGCUAUUGAAAUUUGACUGUACAUUUAAAACGUGAUUCUGUUUACCAAAUGCCUUUAUAAAGGAUGUUUUAACAGUGUUAUAUACCAAGUAAUAACAUCGAACCGUAUAUGAUUUAUACUAAUACCUAGCAAGUCUAAUGCCUGUAAUAUAUACAGGAUACUAAAAGAACAAGGAUGGAUAUUUAAUAAAAACUUUGUCAAAGUGUUCAUAACAACAGCGCUUUAUUGGACAAUCACUGAAUAAAACAGCUUGGUUUCUCUUUGAUAGGAGAUUUGUCAGACAGAAUUCUGAAGCAACAUGGAGAGAUGCUUCCAAAAGAGCAAAUCAUCGACUGGUUCAUUCAAUUAUGUUUGGCUCUUAAGUAUAUACACGGAAUGAACAUCUUACAUAGAGGUAUACUUGCCAUAUGAAAACAUCCGGCUAUUAUAUUUUGGCCCAAAUACCUAUAGGAAACUUUUUCCUAUUAGGUUUAACCCAUGCAAUGUGCCCCAUUACGCCCCAAGACGUGGACGUUUCACUUGUUUUUUUUCAGGUAGUUGAAUCUAAUUUAAUUUUUCCUCGUUCAGAUAUCAAGUGCCAAAACAUUUUCAUAUCGAAAGAGAAUGUCAUAAAACUCGGUGAUUUUGGCAUUGCGUGUGUUCUCCAGAAUACCCU
Molecule: messenger RNA, 1577 nt
Organism: Paramuricea clavata
Lineage: Eukaryota; Metazoa; Cnidaria; Anthozoa; Malacalcyonacea; Plexauridae
Source: the annotation of a GenBank genome assembly